Equus quagga is the source of this 1486-nucleotide messenger RNA. It is a transcript of the gene NSDHL, whose product is annotated as NAD(P) dependent steroid dehydrogenase-like. NCBI's taxonomy places the organism in Eukaryota, Metazoa, Chordata, Mammalia, Perissodactyla, Equidae. Gene Ontology annotation, molecular function: 3-beta-hydroxy-Delta5-steroid dehydrogenase (NAD+) activity. Gene Ontology annotation, biological process: steroid biosynthetic process. The transcript has 9 exons. The coding region runs from base 281 to 1402 and encodes 373 amino acids. The record is from RefSeq and is a predicted model, not a curated record.
CUCACGCGGGGAGGGAGGAAAAGGUCGGCCGCUGGCGGCUGGAGCUCCGUGGGUGCGGUCUUCGGGCGCGCGGAGGCCGGCCAGGAGCGUGUCUACGGACGGGACUCAGUGGUUGGGAACUUUCCCCAGCAGGAAGGAGGAGAUUGGGCUCACUCACUUCUCUCUUCAUCAAAUCCUAUCAGCAGCCCUCCUCCCCUUGCUCAGAAGUUGAACGAGGCACUUGGAUUUCACCAGUAGAAGAGAAAAGUAGACCGCAAACGGGACCAUAUUUGGAGCUAAAAUGGAACAAGCAGCUGAUGAGCCAAUGAACAACCCGGUCACACAGACACAUCUGACAGAAAACAUUCCAAAAGUGAGUACUGACACCGAAAAGGUCAGCCAAAACCAGGCCAAGAAAUGUACCGUGAUCGGGGGUUCUGGGUUCCUAGGACAGCACAUGGUGGAGCAGUUGCUUGCAAGAGGCUACGCUGUCAAUGUAUUCGAUAUGCGGCAAGGGUUCGACAAUCCCCGGGUGCAGUUCUUUCUGGGCGACCUCUGCAGCCAACAGGAUCUGUACCCAGCUCUGAAAGGAGUAAGCACAGUUUUCCACUGUGCGUCACCCUCACCAUCCAGUAACAACAAGGAGCUCUUUUAUAGAGUGAAUCACAUUGGCACCAAGAAUGUCAUUGAAACUUGUAAAGAGGCUGGGGUUCAGAAACUCAUUUUAACCAGCAGUGCCAGUGUCAUCUUUGAGGGCGUCGACAUCAAGAAUGGAACCGAAGACCUCCCUUAUGCCGUGAACCCCAUUGACUACUACACGGAGACGAAGAUCUUACAGGAGAGAGCCGUCCUGGGCGCCAAUGAUCCAGAAAGGAAUUUCUUAACCACAGCCAUCCGCCCUCAUGGCAUUUUCGGCCCAAGGGACCCCCAGCUGGUCCCCAUCCUCAUCGAAGCAGCCCAGAAGGGCAAGAUGAAGUUUGUGAUUGGAAACGGCAAGAACUUGGUGGACUUCACCUUCGUGGAGAACGUGGUCCAUGGACACAUCCUGGCUGCAGAGCACCUCUCCCAAGACACGACCUUGGGUGGGAAGGCAUUUCACAUCACCAAUGAUGAACCCAUCCCUUUCUGGACGUUCCUGUCCCGCAUCCUGACAGGCCUCAAUUACGAGGCCCCCAAGUACCACAUCCCCUACUGGGUGGCCUACUACCUGGCCGUCCUGCUGUCCCUCUUGGUGACAGUAAUCAGUCCUCUCAUCCAGCUCCAGCCCACUUUCACACCGAUGCGGGUCGCACUGGCCGGCACAUUCCACUACUACAGCUGCGAGAGAGCCAAAAAGCUCAUGGGCUACCGGCCCCUGGUCACCAUGGAUGAGGCUGUGGAAAGGACUGUGCAGAGUUUUCACCACCUGCGGAAGGUCGAGUGAGGCACCUGGAGACUGGGCCCUCUCAAUGCAUUCCCCCGCUGCUAACUCUCUCCCCUGUGGGCCAAUAAACUAACCUUCAAAUGA